CUGAAGGUGCCGGACGUAAACAAAUGUGGUUUUUUGGUAAAAAGGAGGAUAUUACAACCCAAUAAUUGCACAGAUGGAGCGAAAUUAUCGGGAGGACCAAUUGAAUGAGAUCGAGGCGCUGGAUUCGAUCUACUGUGGCGAGCUGGAGGUAGAGCAGACGGAGCCACACAAGUUCCGGUUACCAAUCGCCACCACCGAGUACGAUACCGAAGUCGAGACGGAAGGUUUGUCCUGUAAACUGCUGUUUACGUAUACGGAAAAGUAUCCCGAUACGGCACCGCUGGUCGAGAUCGAAGAUCCCGAAAACUUCCAGAAUGACUACGAACAGGAGCUGCUGGAACACAUUCACAAAACGAUAGAGGAAAACCUCGGCAUAGAGAUGAUCUUCUCGCUCGUGUCCUCCGCGCAAGAGUGGCUCAACGUAAAGUACGACGAGCUGAAGAACGCCGCCGAAAGUGCAAAAGAGGAAGCCAAACGCAAGGUGGACGAAGAGGAGAUGAAGAAAUUCGAAGGAACGCGCGUUACCGUGGAAACGUUCAUGGCGUGGAAAACGCAGUUUGAGCUCGAUUUAGGCAUUACGGAACGAAAGGAAAAGAUACUGGCCGAAAACAGAAAGCUUACGGGGCGUGAGCUGUUCCUGAAUGACAACACAUUGAACGAAUCGGAUCUCAAGUUCCUCAUGGAUGCGGGCGAAUCAAUCGAAAGCGUGAGGAUCGACGAGUCGCUGUUCCAGAACAUCGAUGAUCUUGAUCUGGACUCGGACACCGACGAUGAGGAUUAUGUGCCCGAAUAAUGUGAGCCGGUCAACCGCCUUUAAAAGUUUGUCGCGCGUGGACAUUGACGCGCACGUGAGGGAAAUACAGUUGAAACUUUACGAAACA
This is a messenger RNA of Anopheles darlingi, 881 nucleotides long. Its product is annotated as RWD domain-containing protein 1. Gene Ontology annotation, molecular function: protein binding. Bases 74 to 793 code for a protein of 239 amino acids. Gene Ontology annotation, biological process: cytoplasmic translation. NCBI's taxonomy places the organism in Eukaryota, Metazoa, Arthropoda, Insecta, Diptera, Culicidae. The record is from RefSeq and is a predicted model, not a curated record. The transcript has a single exon.